Molecule: messenger RNA, 1429 nt
Organism: Paramecium octaurelia
Lineage: Eukaryota; Ciliophora; Oligohymenophorea; Peniculida; Parameciidae
Source: the annotation of a GenBank genome assembly
AUGAUAAAUAGAUUACUUAGGCUCGGUUUUUGUUCCUCAAUUAAAAUAGAACCAGUUAAUUUACAUUAUCAAGAUGGGCUAUUUGACACAACAUAUGGUUUACUAAAAAUGACAAGGAAUCCAUACCUGAAUUAGAAACAAUUAGAGAGCAUUACAAAUGCAUAUUUCUUGGAGGAUGGAGUUGGAUCGAGCUUCAUUAAGAGUCUUUUUAAGAAGGAAAUGAAUUCAUUGAUUAUAUUCGAUUGUGAAAAGAUGCAUUUACGGAAUGCGAUUGAGAUUUAUUAGGCAACCAAAAAGUAGAUAGAUUUGUAAUUUUUUGGUACACCAAAGAGACCUCGUAAUCCAUUCUCAAAAUGCAAAGGCCCAAAGGACAUAUUUAAUCUCUAUAGACAUAUUCAGAAUCAAUAAAAGCUGAUGCUUUCAAGGUUGUGUUUGGUCGUGAGCUACAACGGAGAAGUCAGAAUCCAAGGCACAUUGCCUGAAUGCGGAGAUUUGAAAUAUCAUUUGGAAGAGUAACCAGAAAACGUCAUCUAAAUAGGAUAUCGCAAAUACAACUACCUAUUGCCUUUUAGUGCUUAUUAGGGGAUUGUGACAGCGUACAAUUACGAAAAAGAAGGAGUGGCAAUAGAAUUUCUGAACUAUAAAAAAAUCUAUGCUUUAUAUGGUGUCUUCCCUCCCUCAUAAAGAUAGUAUCAGGUCUUAUUCCAUUCAUAUAUGCAGAAAUUAGUUAAAAUGCAUGACGUGUAAUAUUGAUAUCCAUUAUUCCAUAGCACUCAUUCUUCUCUUUACAAUGUAAUUGAUUUGGACUGUGGAACUGGCGUACUCGGAUUCAUUGCAAAUGAUGUCCUAUUGAGAAGCUUUAAGGAUAAGGAAAUCAAUAUUUAUUCAUUGGACAACAAUGAAAACGCAGUUAAAUCAGCGAAGAUCAAUUCUUAAUGUUUGGAAUAUAGGAAUUAUACAGCAGAACUAGGAGAUAUCACAGACAUUGAGACAUUAUAAUAUCAAUUAACUGUUUUUAAGUAAGUUCUCAUCAUCAUUUCCUAGAUAUCCUGCUAAAUUUAAUUUGAUCAUUGCUAAUCCACCUUGGAUUUAAGCAUCCAAAUUACGUAUAGAUGAUUCAAUUGAAAAUACAGUCACGGAUCCAGAUGGCAUAAUGUUAAAGUCUGUCUUUGAAUUUGCAAACAGGUACUUGUAAAUUGAAUCAUUGGAUUCCACAAAAGGAAGAUUGAUUUUGAUUUACAGUGAUCUUUCUUAAUUAUUGGAAUUGUAAGAGAAAGAAAAGGUUCAAGAACUAUGUAGAGAAUAUAAAAUGGCCAUUACAUAUUACUCUGAAUUACCAUUCCAUGUUAAAGAUCCUUAAAAUGUUGAUCCUCUCUUACAAUACAAAUAAAACAGUAAAGUAUAACUAUUUGAGAUUCGCAAGAUAUGA